Hypoxylon trugodes is the source of this 1599-nucleotide messenger RNA. Its product is annotated as cytochrome P450. The record is from RefSeq and is a predicted model, not a curated record. Gene Ontology annotation, molecular function: oxidoreductase activity, acting on paired donors, with incorporation or reduction of molecular oxygen; monooxygenase activity; iron ion binding. The coding region runs from base 1 to 1599 and encodes 532 amino acids. The transcript has 4 exons. NCBI's taxonomy places the organism in Eukaryota, Fungi, Ascomycota, Sordariomycetes, Xylariales, Hypoxylaceae.
AUGGAAAGCAUUCGGAUACUCAUCUUCUAUUUGGCGGUGCCGAGCCUCUUGCUCUCCGCCAUGAGCCAGAUUCUCUCGUGGAGGAAAAAGGUCGGACGGCAGACCAAGAAAUUCCCCGGACCUCAACAAUUCCCCAUUGUUGGAAGAGUCCAUGAUAUAGAUAGGUUCUGUAUGUGGAAGAAGUUCAAGGAGUGGGCCGACAUCUAUGGACCUAUAUACCGGACGAGUAUGCUGGGACAGAAUUUCAUCAUAAUCUCAGACGAGAAGAUCGCCGAAGAACUCCUGAUGAAAAGGGGCCACAUAUACUCCGGGCGCCCUCAGAUCAGGGCUCUUUUCGAUCAUAAAACUGGACCGGGUUAUGUCGCACUGAUGGAUAGACACGAAAUUUGGACGCGCCAACGGAAAUGGGUUCAUGCCGCCAUGGUUGAAUUCCAUCGAUCUCAUUUUUUUGGUAUUAUCGAGAAUGAAGUCAAGAGAUACUUGGCAGUACUUCUGCUCGACCCGGCCAAGUUCCAUGGUAACACACGAGAACAUUGUGGACGUAUCAUGAGCCGACUAGCUUGGGAUGAUGCUUCGCAGGGCAAGGAGAAUGGGGAUAGUGCUGAUUGCACAUUGACUCAAAUGUCUGUGUCGGGACCAAUCGUCAAUACAAUGACGCCACUGUGGGAGAUCCCGUGGGCUUUUAACCCAUGGAAGAAGUAUGAAAGGGCACGUGAGGAUCGACAGCGGGCUUGGUGGCUCAACUCUUUUCAUAUUGCGAAGCAAAGAUUUCUUCGAGGAGAGUUACCCGCGGACACAUGGUCGAACCGGUACCUCACAGGACUUCAACAACAAGGCAACCUUAGCCUAGAGCAAACUCCACAAGAAGAAGAGUUCGCCAGCUGUAUGCUUGGAUUCCAGAAUCUUGUGGGUGUGGUGACUAUUAGUGGUCCGAUGCUGUUUUUCUUAAUGGCCAUGGUACUUAACCCCGAAUGGCAGAGAAAGGCCCAAGAGGAGAUCGACAGGGUUUGUGGUGACAAGAUGCCCACAACAAGCAAUAUGGCCGACUUGCCUAUUAUGCGGGCGUGUUUAAAGGAAACAACUAGAUGGCGAUCUGGCGUUCCUCUUGGUGUACCCCACCAAGCUGAGCAGGAUGACGAGUUUCGCGGCGAGAAGAUUAAGAAGGGUACCAUUAUUUUGGCGUGUGAAUGGAGUAUAAAUCGUGUUCCAGAACGUUACCCAGACCCUGAGAACUUCCAUCCAGAACGGUACUUAGAAAAAGAGUGGCCGACCUACCAGGAACCGCUCUCCCGGUAUCCCAACCUUCGCGAAGGAGUGGGGAUGCAUACAUUCGGGUGGGGUCGACGGACAUGUCUUGGUCAACAUAUCGCGGAUGACGAGAUGUUCGUUACAGGGGCGGGCGUGUUGUGGGCUUUCAAUUUAAUUAGGAAAAAGUGUCCUAAGACGGGUGAGGUGAUCGAGUUCGAUAGUGAGGCUACCAAUGCCCACGUCAUUCUCGAGCCGUUGCCUUUCCCAUGCGAUUUCCAGCCACGAAGUGCUGAGAGAGCCUCGCAAAUCUUGUCUGGAUAUGCCGAAGUGAGGGAUCAACUUCGCGUUUGA